GCACUCACGUCCCUGGCAUCCAUGCUCCUAACAAGUCUGGCAUAUUUUACCAUUUUACUUCAUUAUUUCAGACUUCCUCCAAAGUAGUGGCAUCGUUCUAUUGGAGUUGUCGACGAGGUUCUGGCUGCAUUGACAGCUUUAACGGGCCAUCAUUUUCAGGCAACUUUGAUUUUCAUGGUUCGCUCCAACUACAAUUGCAAGGCCGAGGAGCUUACUUAAAAGAAAGAAUUAGGUCGAUAUCGCAGUCGACUUAAUAACUUCUACCAAUCAUGUCUGGACGCACAGUCUCGAGAGCGAGCCUGGGGAGAUCUGCCCACCUGGGGGCGCUAUACGAUGUCAGGACUGAGAAAUUUCUGAAAGAUAACCUGUUUGUUUCCAGGCUUGAGGAUGACAAGGUGGAAAGCAUGGACAUUGACGAAACAGUGAUCGAGGUUACCAAGUCUGACGAACUCCAGGAGAAGUUCAAGACGCUCGAUGUAGAACCUGAGCUUCAGAUGAGUGUGUUAACUGACAUGGUCAAGCUGAGUGGUUCAGGAGCUUACCUUGGCGAUGACCGGAAGAGUGCUAUGACCCAAAGUAUGAGUCUCAUCUACAAGGUGAAGACGGUCAAUGAAGAAGUCAUGCUAAGUCACAACAGAGGGAUCAUCGACAAGGACAUACUGUCCGAUGCGAGUCUCAAUGCUACGCACGUUGUAGUAGGUAUAGACUGGGGAGUUCAGUGCUUGGUAACUUGUGAGUACGAGAAUACUUCGCAAUAUGAUGUUGCCAUUAUUAGGGAGGAAAUGAAGGCAAUGCUUGAGAAACUUAGGGAUAUUCUGAUUAAAAAGGAAGAGGUGGGUGUCUCUAUCGGAGCCAUGCGGGGCAAUGAGAAGAGAGAGUUUCCUUUCCAAUGUAGAACAGACAUUUCAGCUCCAGAUAAUGAUAUCCCAGUAACGUACGAAGGAGUGGUUGAGCUUAUGGGGUCAUUACCUGCACUUCUAAAAAGUACUAACAACUGCAAAGGGGUCCCUGUAACAUACUAUCUGAUGCCCCUAGAAACUAUCAGAAAAAAGUGUAAGGUGAAAAUAGCUAAGGAAACGACUUACAAGGAAGUCGAUGAGGGCAUGUUGAGAAUGAGUAAAGAGGUCAUGGAGAAAUUAAGGGAGAUAACCCGAAAGAUUUACGAUAUACACAACAACAUGAGUCCAAAUGCUGAUUUCAUUUCCGAUGAAGCACUUGAUAAAAUUGAUGAGGUCUGGCAUGAGGUCACUAUGCAAGAAUCCCGUUUCAAAUCAGUUCUGAAGGUAGAGGUGAAAAGUGUACGAUCGGGGAAAGGCGAUUCAAGCAUCAUGGAGGAAUUCUUGGGCAAGAUGAAGCAUGACGAGUUGUCUGCUUCAAAGUAUGAGGUGGAAUUUGAACCGUUCUUGAAGAAAGUCAGGUUCAUCAGGUCAAUGUUCAGGAAGGGGAUUAAGUACAUUGGUAAGAGAGAAAGACUGGCAAAGAAUGCAAAAGAAAACAUUUUUGUUUUCUACAUCCCCAACGGUAGCGAUGGGGAGGUUUUGGAGAAGAAUCAAGAUUUCUUCAUGCGACUUGUGUCUACAUUCUCAGGUGACGACACCUGUGAAUUCAUUGUGGUUGACCAAGAGAUCGUGUCAAACCGUAUCUGGCCGAAUAAAAUGACAAAGCCAACUGUCGAGAAGUACGAAAAUGGCGUACAUGCUUCGAAGGAUCUUUACGAGGAUGAGGGCCAAUACCUGGAGGUCAGCAUGAUUCAGGUUGCUCAUCCAGAAACUACGACUACCACUCCUCGGGACCGCACAUUUGUCAAAAUUAGAUGUCCGAAUGCCCUCACCGGAAAAGGAAGUUGUGCUGGUGACCCGUCCAAAUGGAGGUGCUCGAAAUGCAAGCAGUUCGUCGAGUACAGCACCAGUACCAAGCUCUUUCACUGCAAAUGCGGAAAGUCAAAUCCCGAGCAUUCCAAAUUCCGCUGCAACGACCCGAAUCAUGGCAUGUAUUUCAUGAAGUACCCUAGUACUCUGUUGAAUGAUGAUCUUUCCCAGCUGAAGCCAAUGAAGGAAGUAAAUAUCCUGAUUCUUGGCGAGACAGGUGUUGGUAAAUCCACCUGGAUCAAUGGAAUUCAAAACUACCUUACCUUUCCUAACUUGGCUGAGGCCAUGAAUUCCCAGGAUUUCCCAGUUCUGAUCCCUUCAUCUUUCACCUUGACCCAAGAUGGUGAGCAAAGAGAGAUCAAGGUUGGAGUCGAGGACGCCAAUGAGGUACAGGAAGUAGGGAAAUCUGCAACCAAAGAGCCGAGAUCGUACGUCUUUACUGUUGGUGAUAGACGAGUGCGAUUGAUUGACACACCAGGAAUAGGUGAUUGCGGUGGUAUCAAGCAGGAUGAAAGAAAUAUGCACAACAUAUUAUCUCACCUUACGUUCUACACUGAGAUUAAUGCAAUAUGCAUACUUCUCAAGCCGAACAAUUCUCGCCUUACUGCAAUGUUCCGAUUCUGCAUCCAAGAGCUGCUCGUUCAGUUGCACAAUUCUGCGAAGAACAACAUUGUGUUUUGCUUCACAAAUGCUCGACAGACUUUCUACCAGCCAGGCGAUACCCUACCAGCCCUUAAUAAGGAGCUUGAAAAGAGAAAUGUCGGGAUCAAAGCAACGAAGGAUAAAUACUUCUGCUUUGAUAACGAACCUUUUCGGUUUCUGGCAUGCAUAAAGAACGGUGUCACAUUCAAUGAUGGGGAUAUUGCCACCUACUCGGCUAGCUGGGACAAGUCUGUCGAAGAAACGGCACGUCUCCUGAAGUAUAUUGAAAGCGGGGUGAAGCCGCACAGAGUAAAGGAGACCCUAGGAAUGAACGAAGCUCGGAGAAUUAUCGUGGCCAUGAGCAAGCCCCUCGCAGAAGUAGCAAAAACAAUCAAUCAUAAUCUUGAUGCAGCAAGAGAAACCAAAACCAAAAUAGGUUUAGCUGACACCGAGAUUGAUUCUUUGAAGGAGGACCUGAAGUUCAAUGGAUAUGACGUAGAACAAAAGGAACUUGGUCAUCCAAUGACGGUGUGUACCGCCCCCGAGUGCAUCAAGUAUGUCCCAAUUGGCCAGACAAAGGUACAGAACACAGUGUACCAGACGAUCUGUCAUGACCACUGUUAUCUCGAGGGUGUACCGGUCGAAACUACAGGUAACGAACAGCUUCAAGAAUGUUUGGCCAUGACCAAUGGAGAGUGUCGUUCCUGUAGUCACAGCUACAUGCAACAUAUGCACAUGACCUAUCAGCUAGAAGUAAUAGAGAAGGAGUUCCUGUCUCAAGAGAUUCAAGAUCAAAUCAAUAAAAUAUGCGACACCAGAACCCAGAAGGAGGCAUUCAUUGCUGAAAUCAAUAAGAAGGUUGGAGAACUGAAAGAAGAACAAAAGAUCAUCAUGGGAACGGGAGCGAAAUUUGGCUCUUUCCUAAAGGCACAUGCCCUGAUUACAUACAAUGAUGCAGUAGGUGACUACCUUGACAUGUCCAUCAAGCAGGAAGAAGUGAAACCAGAUGAAAUUCGUGAUGAGGGUCUCCUGGAGACCUUGAGACAGAUGAAAGAUGAAUAUCACCAACAGCGAGAGAUACUAGACAACGCCAUGGACAAGGGUUCUAGCGAAAAUAUCAAAACACCAGAACAGGUCAGAGAGCUUCAAGAGAAGCUCUUCAAGCUUCCGCAUUUUGGAGCUACUCUUAAGAAGCUGUUUGAAGAAAUCUCCAUUGAGCACACUGCCAAGAACAUACCCUUUAAAGAGAAGAUUGUUCAUGCACCACCUCCAAGAAUGGCCUCUAAACUGAGGAAAGGGGGUAAAAACUUGGCCAAAGGAUUUGUAGACUCUGUUAGUAAGUUUCUACCCCCUUGGCGUCCUUAAAGUAGCCUCAAAACGCAGAGACGGCAGGACCUAAAUAAAUCAGUGGUUUGUGCAUCCAAUGCGUAGUGGACAACACAAUCAGGCAAGCUUUUCAAUCCUUUACCUGCAUAUUUGUCUUUUGACUUAUAUGUUAGAAUUUCGUGGUGAAGGCGUUGGUGCGAAAAUGAAAUGUAGUUUUCCUCUGCAGUUUAAAGAGUGAGGAUAGGAUGACUUUUCCAUUUGGUCAACACAGGUUGAAGCCUUUUUAGGUAUUAACACAUAUUAAUAAACCAUACACAUCCAUUGAAGAAGCAUUAUAUCAUGUAUAUAGGCCUAAAGAACAGUUCCGAUCUAUCGUUUUGGUUAUCCCGGUGGGUGAUAGAUGGGAACAGACACUUCAGUAUAACUUAAAUGUCCACGCGGUUCUAUCAAUCGUUUGAUACCGGUAUGAUCCUUGUCCGUUUUUCUCUUGCAGGAGCUGGUAAACAGAUUUGGUUCAUUAACCCCCUUUAAAGUUUUCUCGUAAGAGUCCUAGAGAGGGGCGGGGGGGGAAUAAAAUCAGAGUGACAGCAUGUUAAAUAGUGAUUCUCUCAAAUCUCAUUCUUUCAAAAAGCAAUGCCUCCACAAUAUCGUCCAAUAUUCCCAUUAUGGAAUAAUAGAAAUAGGAAUAAUCAUGAUUAAAAUGAUAACACACGUUCACAUUUAGGUACACACGCAAAACACUAUCUACAACCGGAAAGUUGAACCGAUAUUAACAUUCAGGUGCAUAAUGACAAAAAUCCAAGACAAACUCGCAGAUAUUUUGUACGGGUUCCCUUCGUUAUUUGGUCCACAUUAUCAGUAACUAUAAAUCUAUAUCGUUUCAUCUGAGUACAGCUAUUUGUAUGCUUUUGGUGGACAAUAAUCUUGGCUGUAUGAAAUUCUUGAACAAAGUGGGGUUUCAUUUCAAUGUUGUUGUUGUUUUUUGCACAUGUCAUGACCGAAAAUGUUCAUUGAGUUUACUGGAGAUUGAUCAUUGUGAGACUUUAAAAAAUGUUCAAUUACUAAAGCACUAUUUCUUAAAGGAUAUAACCUUUAUUCUGUCGGUUUAUUGUCAUUGCAUAUAGAAAACACUCCUCCUUAUCACCAAAAGUCAUCUUAUUUAUUUUGUAGAGAGACAAAAUGGUCCUGAGAGUGUCAGUGAUUAUUGCCAUAAAGGAAUUUGAACUCCCUGGAAUGACUGUUUUAUUUCAUAAAAAUAAACUGAAUAAUUCUGCUUUUAUUAUAUUCAUAGAAUUCCUUUCAUCUAAUGUUUUUGUUCAGUACUGUUAUGUCGAUUUAUUGUGAUUAGGUUUUGCCAUUACUAUGCAUAAAUUCUUAAGCGAAUCACAGUGUGAUAACCUGUCAAGGUUUACUUAAUUGGACACUUUUGAUUGUGAGAAUAAAAACCAUAGUCUUUCAUGGUGAUUUCCAAUGACAUUACAAGAGACAUAAAAUUUCAAUUUUGUUUACUCACACAGAAUAUGCCUAUGUAUUGAGCAUAUUGAGGUUCACUUGAAAACAACUAAGAUUCUUUAUAUAUCUUUGUUAAAUGAAUACAUAAUCCUUUGGUGUCUUUUUAAGUUGCAAUUAUUUCUUGUGGGUGUAUUUUUUUCUCUUUACCUCAUCUCACACAGGAAGAAGACAGUAAUGCGUAUUUUUUUUUUAAAUGUAGGCCUAUGUCUAUUUUUUUUGUCACCGUAGGCAUUUGUUAUAUGUGCAUUUUGUUUUUAGUUUUAAAUAGUAAAGUUAUGAGAGAAGCAAAAAUGUUUCUUUUCAUUUUUUUGUGUAAACGUUUGUUCUUCUGGUGAUAAUAGCAUUUUUCCUUUAACCGUACAUGAGUAUUUGUAGGUUUUACUUUAACAAAAUAAGAGGAAGUAUGCAUUGUAAAUUGUAUACAUGAUGCCAUUGUGAACAAGCGAAUAGUAAGAGGCCUAGCUGUACAUGUAUUAGGAUAAUAUUCACAUGGUGAAUGUAAUUGUGUUACGAACAUUUCUUGUAUAUCUAUUUUAAUCAUUGCCUUCCAUUUUGCAAUUUGAUUCUAUGACAUAAUGUGCCAUUUUCACAGAACAAGUGAAAAUAUGUCAUUGUUUAACACGAAAGGAAGAUUCCUAUCAGAAAGAAAAAUCGUUCGAAAAUUAAUUGUAACAAAAUUGAUCGUUGAAUAAUUUAAUACGUACAGGAACUCCGUCAUUCUGAUAUUACGCAUUCUAUUUCUUCCCAUGAGCGGCGUUGCAGGGGGGCAGGGGCUCUGCCCCUCUGAUUUUUCAGGUACUGAAACGGAAAAAAGGGAACAAUGGAGAAAAGAAAGGGGGAAAGGAAGAACAUGGAAUGAAAAGAUAAUUUAAUAAACAGAUGACGGAUUUUGUGACUCCAUAUAACCCCUCAUAUUCAAUUGAGAAAAAUAUAAGAAUGGCGUCACAUCUAGCCCACCCCUAGCCUCUUGUCGAGGCCCUGGCGGCUGCUUCCCAGGCAAAGCGAGGGAUUUCCUAACUCGCGGCGCUCUGUCUCGCUCUCUCCCUUGCUUCGUCAUGUUCGCUCGGAAAGCAGCCGACAGGGCCUUCACAAGAGGCUAGCCCACCCCCUGCACUCCCUCGUGACGCCCCUGAACUUUGGACUAUGUUGUUUAUUUUUAUUUAAAAAAUAUUGAUUCAAAAUUGAUUUCUCUUUUUAAAAGACCUAAGUAGUCUGACCCUCCGUGUCUCGAACCAUAUAUUUAAAAAAGAUGGAUUUUAUAUCUUCUUUUUGUUUUUGUUGUUAACCUGAAAUAACGUGUUAUGAUAUCUGUUUAGAUUAUUUUUUGUUUGAUAAGAACAUGAUACGCAGUUUGUUGUGAAUGUAUAAGGAUGCAUGUACACGGUAUAUCGCAUCUGGUUUAUUGUUGGUAGCAGGGAAUUGCACUAUAUUUACCAUGUCAAAUGAAUGAUUAAUUUGUUAGGGGAUAAAGACAUGAUUCGAUCUUCCUCCGAUUCGCUUGUUUUUUUUUCAGGCACACUUAACACAGCAGUUGCUGUGGUAUUGAUUGAGAAAAAUUAAUCUUAUUUCUUACAUUUUCAUGUAUUCUGUGAUCUUAUUCCUUCAUAUCUUUAUAACGCUAACGGCAAAUACGAAUCCAAAUUUGUGAGAAUACAUUCGAUAAAAGAUUCCCUUUGCUGUUAGCACAUUCAAAGAACAAUGUUCAUGUGAUUGCACAUGAUAUUUGAAUCAAAUUACAGAAAACCUAAAUAAACGUCUUAAAAGUUAGAAACUCACUAGCUAGUUAGAUGUAUGUGUAAUUCUGAUUAAAAAAAUGCAAAAUGUAAGACCUUGUAACGUGUGAUACUGAACGAAUAAUAUGUUAUUUUAAACAUGUUUAAACUGGUUUUACGCGUGUAAUUAAUUUUGGUGUAUUUACGACAUGCCUAGAUCACGUAGACAGAUUACAAAUGCAAUUAAAAUGAAGUUGUUAAAAAUUA
This is a messenger RNA of Lytechinus pictus (painted urchin), 7327 nucleotides long. RefSeq lists its product as uncharacterized. Bases 270 to 3875 code for a protein of 1201 amino acids. The transcript has 4 exons. The record is from RefSeq and is a predicted model, not a curated record. NCBI's taxonomy places the organism in Eukaryota, Metazoa, Echinodermata, Echinoidea, Temnopleuroida, Toxopneustidae.